CACUUCAGUUUUCAUAAAACAACACUCUCCUUGUCCGCCAAAAUGGGCCUCUUUGCCAGUGCUCCAGUGGAUGAUGGUUCCAUGGAAAUCGUGCGAGAUUUCAUUCAAAAUAUGGAGAAUGAUGCUCAAUCAUCGAAUAAAAGUGCAUUUGCUGACUGUUUUAUGGAUACUUUCAAUUUUAAUGUUCGUGGGAGGAUUUUUACCAAAGCUCUAUUCGUGGAAAGCUACCUUACCAAGCCGAAUCCCGAGCCAUUGAUCCUCAAAUCAUCGAUUUUUACUCAAGGAAAAAAUGAAAUCAAGUUCAAUGUUUCACAUGUAGUUGGGCCAAGAACCAAUAUUGCUGAUUUCUAUCUAUUGCGUGAAGGAGAAGAAGGAAAAUGGAGACUUAAAUCUGGAAUUGUUAUCAAUUAAUAUUCCAUUGUGAUGAAUGAAGUAGUACUUGAUUAGAAUAAAGAAGUUGCUCGAAAA
This is a messenger RNA of Caenorhabditis elegans, 468 nucleotides long. It is a transcript of the gene Y73F8A.15, whose product is annotated as DUF38 domain-containing protein. The coding region runs from base 43 to 411 and encodes 122 amino acids. The transcript is spliced from 2 exons. The record is from RefSeq and is marked reviewed. NCBI's taxonomy places the organism in Eukaryota, Metazoa, Nematoda, Chromadorea, Rhabditida, Rhabditidae.